Messenger RNA from Prorocentrum cordatum, 786 nucleotides. The record is from the annotation of a GenBank genome assembly. Lineage: Eukaryota; Dinophyceae; Prorocentrales; Prorocentraceae.
AUGCCGUCGCUCUUGAACCAGAAUGAGCUUGUGCGUGCAGUUGCAGCGGCCAACAGCAAGACGAUCGUCGUGGCCAGCGCCCCAGGCGCGGUGCUCAUGCCCUGGUCCAACAGCGUCGCCGCUGUACUCCUGAACUUUAUGCCCGGUCAGGAGGUCGGCAGCGCGGUCGCCGACGUGCUGUUCGGGAGAGUCAACCCUUCCGCGAAGUUGCCGCUGACGCUGCCGAACUCCGAGAACGAGACGCGGUUCUCCCCCGACCAGUGGCCUGGUGGGCCCGACCCUGCCAGGCCCGCCCACGCGAGCUACUCCGAGAAGCUACUCGUCGGCUACCGCUACUACGACGCGCACGGGCUGAACUUCUCCACAGGCUUCCCGUUCGGGCACGGGCUGUCGUAUUCGACCUUCGAGUAUUCCAACCUGUCCAUCGACGACGGCGGCGCUCCAGGGCUCGCCGCGCGGGUCGCGUUCACGGUGGAGAACAGCGGGCGCGCGGCCGGCGCAGAGGUGGCGCAGCUCUACCUCGGGUUCCCGUCGGGCGCCGGGGAGCCGCCGCGGCAGCUGAGGGGCUUCGAGAAGACGCGGGUGCUGCAGCCCGGCGAGCGGCAGCGGGUGGCGUUGCCGCUGCGUCCGCGGGACCUGUCGGUCUGGGACGAGGCAGCGCACGCCUGGUCAUUGGCGCGGGGCACCUUCCAGGUGGUGGUGGGGGCCUCCUCCCGGGACGCCCGCCUGAACGGCGUCCUGAGCGUCGUGGGCGAAUCCGGCCAGCCGCCCGUUGCUUACGUAUGA